AUGGGCAGAUUUUUUGAUGAUUGGAGCUAUUAUAAGGGUUCUCACAGUGAGGGUAGAAUCUUGCUGGUUUGGAAGAGAAAUAUUUUGUUAGUGGAUAUUAUUCAAGAGAGUGACCAAUUUGUUCAUACUAUUAUUAAGGAGUCUCGGUCAAAUAGGGAGUAUUGUGUGACAUUUGUUUAUGGGAGAAACACAGUUCUUGAACGAGUUCAAUUAUGGCAUGAUUUAUCUUGCCUUAAAUUUCCUGUUGCUCCUUGGUUAAUGGCAGGAGACUUCAACUCAGUUUUUGAGUGUGAUGACAGAUGUGGGGGUCGUCCUGUUGCAAUCACUGAAUUGGUUGAUGCUCAAAGGUGGAAAGCGUAUGGAUUGGCUGAUGAACUUAGAUCGAUUGGUUCUCACUUUACAUGGACUAAUAACCAAUCUGAUGGGGCUAGAAUUUACUCCAAAUUAGAUCGUGUUUUUAAAAAUGAAGAGUGGAUUGACCUUUUUCCGGCAUCAGUUGCUGUUAAACAAUGGGACAUACUUUCAGAUCAUUGCUACUGCCUUAUUAAGGUAAUCCAGGAGGUAAAUUUUGGAUUUAAAACUUUUAGAUUUUUCAACAUGUGGAUGGAACAUGAAAGGUUCAAAAUUACUGUAAUGCAAAGUUGGUCUAGACCAGUGGUUGUUCGGGGCUUUGAUGGUAUUUUGGUGAAGCUUAAAAGGCUUAGCCAUGUUUUGAGGCUCUUUAAUAGGUCUGAAAUAGGUGAUGUUGAGCGUAAUUUUCAGUUGGCUAAGGAUAAUUUCCUGAGGCAAAAAAGCAAAGUCAAUUGGCUCAAAUUUGGGGAUGAUAAUACAGUGUUUUUCCAUGCUUGUUUGAAACAGCGAAAGGAAGUUAAUCGAAUAGCCUCGUUUGUUUCUGAUAAGGGCCAGUUAAUUGAGAAUUAUGAGGAGGUUGUGGCUCACUUUUUAUCUCAUUUUAGAAGUGUUUUGGGUAGUCAAAGUAAGGCUUCGGGUUCUAUUCAUAAGGAUUGCUUUAUUCAUGGCAAUAUCCUUGCUUUAGAGCAUCAGCUGGCCUUGAUUAAACCAUUCACUAAGAAGGAUGUUAAGACUGCCAUGUUUAGCAUUGGGUCUAUCAAGAGUUCGGGUCCUGAUGGGUAUGGUUUGGGUUUCUUCAAAUCAAUGUGGAAUGAAAUUGGUGAUGAUAUUUCAGAGGCUGUUUUGGGUUUCUUUCAGCAAGAUGACUUGGUGAUUUUUUGCAAGGGAAAUAAUGCUUCUGUUCAAACUAUUCAGCAGUGUUUUCAAGCUUUUAGUGUUGCUACUGGUUUAACAGCCAACUUGGAGAAGUCCCGAAUUUAUUUUGGUGGUUUAACUGAGACAGAGACCAAGGAUAUUCUAAGGGAUUUGCAUUUUGUUGAGGUACAACUAAUUCACUCUGUUCUGUUGGGAAUUAGAGCGUUUUGGAUGAGUAUUUUUCUUCUCCCUAAGAGUGUAAUUACUGAGAUUGAUCAAUUAUGUAGGCAAUUUCUGUGGGGAACCAGUAGGUGGAAUGAGAACAGAAGUAAACUUCACCUCACGGCUUGGGAUCAAGUUUGCCUUCCUAAGCAUUUGGGGGGUAUUGGUUUUAGGGAAGGGGCCAAAUGGAAUAUGGUUCUUCUUGCUAAGUAUAUCUGGGCGGUUUCUACUAAACAGGACAUUCUUUGGGUUAAAUGGAUUGAUGACGUUUAUCUUAAAGGGCAAUCUUUUUGGGAGUACAAUCUUCAGACUGAUGUGAGCUGGUAUUGGCGUAAACUAAUUAAACUGAGAUCAGUCAUCCAUAGUGAGUUGUUAGAUAAAGCAAUGGUGAAUAACAAGUUGAAAACCAGUAAGCUUUAUAUGCAAUUGGCUAAUAAGGAAAGAGUUCCUUUUGCUCAUGUUGUUUGGUGCAAUUUGACCCUGCCUAAGUAUAGAUUUGUACUUUAG
Messenger RNA from Humulus lupulus (European hop), 1935 nucleotides. RefSeq lists its product as uncharacterized. The transcript is spliced from 4 exons. The coding region runs from base 1 to 1935 and encodes 644 amino acids. The record is from RefSeq and is a predicted model, not a curated record. Lineage: Eukaryota; Viridiplantae; Streptophyta; Magnoliopsida; Rosales; Cannabaceae.